CAGAAGUGUGUCUUGAAUCGCCGGAAACGGGAACGGUGUUACAUCACACGUUGCCGCCACACAUGUUAACGAUUGCACCCGCGAACGAUCGUUGUCAUAAGAACGGCUGGCUGAAAUUGGGAAAGCCAAUAUUCGCAAAAGCGACAGAUGGACGCCUAAUAAUAACAUCGAGAUUUUCGCAAUAAAUAAAAAUAAAAUGAGCAACAGCGAUACUGUCGAGAAGAGUGACGAGAAAACGGAUCCGGGCGCUAUCAGACACGGGAACUUCAUGAAUUAUUACCAAUUCCAUCCUGCGGAAGAGCGCGUGCGGCAACUUCCGCGUGGCGUGUGGCAGCGGCAACGGGUCGUCCAUCCGGCCCGGAAAUACGCGGGUCUAGACGUCGGCUGUAACGCCGGGGAUCUCACAUACAUUCUACGUGAUUUCCUCGACGAGGUUAUGUCGCAAGAUCGGCCUGAGCUCUCUUUAAUCGGCGUGGAUCUUGACCCGAUCCUGAUCGAGAAAGCGCGCGAGCGUAAUCCGCACCCAGAUUGCGUGACUUUCGAGUGUCUGGACUUUUUGUCUGAGGAUUGCGGCGAGAUACUGAGGAGAUAUUUGACGCAGCUCAAUAAAACGCGAUUCGAUGUGGUAUUCUGCUUCUCGAUCACUAUGUGGAUUCAUCUGAAUCACGGCGACGACGGUCUAGAGAAAUUUCUGCGAAAGGUCUGCGAGCUGGCGGAAAUAAUCGUCGUUGAGCCGCAGCCUUGGAGAUGCUACAAAAACGCUUCGAGACGACUGCGAAGAGCGAAAUUGGAGGACUUUCCGCUGCUAAAGGAACUGAAAUACACCAGAAAUCCGAUGAAACACAUAGAAGAUAUUUUGAGGAGACUAUGCGAUUUUCAAAGAGUCACUGUCACUGCGGGCAACGAAUGGGGGCGUAUGCUUUUAAUUUAUGAAAGAAAACAGAAAUCGUAA
Cyphomyrmex costatus is the source of this 952-nucleotide messenger RNA. Its product is annotated as probable RNA methyltransferase CG11342. Gene Ontology annotation, molecular function: RNA methyltransferase activity; O-methyltransferase activity. Gene Ontology annotation, biological process: negative regulation of pre-miRNA processing. The coding region runs from base 197 to 952 and encodes 251 amino acids. Gene Ontology annotation, cellular component: cytoplasm. The transcript has 3 exons. NCBI's taxonomy places the organism in Eukaryota, Metazoa, Arthropoda, Insecta, Hymenoptera, Formicidae. The record is from RefSeq and is a predicted model, not a curated record.